Abrus precatorius (Indian licorice) is the source of this 2598-nucleotide messenger RNA. Its product is annotated as formin-like protein 3. Lineage: Eukaryota; Viridiplantae; Streptophyta; Magnoliopsida; Fabales; Fabaceae. The transcript has 6 exons. Gene Ontology annotation, biological process: actin cytoskeleton organization; actin nucleation. Bases 1 to 2598 code for a protein of 865 amino acids. The record is from RefSeq and is a predicted model, not a curated record. Gene Ontology annotation, molecular function: actin filament binding.
AUGGAAUUGACAAGACCCAGUUAUGCGGUUGCUUAUGUCAUUCUCCUUUGUGCGUUGGCCCAAGGGGGCUCAGAGGGGAAGAGGGGGAAGGAAGAGGAGAUUUUUAGAGAUGGUGGGGCUUUGUCAUCAUCCAUUUAUGUACAUGGAAUUCAGGUAGAAAAUGCGUGGAAACAUUGCAGGAAAGAAUUGAUAGAGAGAAACAAUGAUGUCAAAGAUUUUGACUUCCAUUCACUGGAAGGGAGCAGUGACAUGAGGUCUAUUCUUUCAAUACAAAAUAGCAUAUACCAAGCAACUAAGUCUCUCCCUCCCGUCAUGAAAAAUAAAUUUUUGGACUGCAUAAAAACAGGAACAACUCCUUCUGCUCCUGUUUCUAAAGAAAAGGGUAGCUCUAGAUAUUUGUUAACAAAGCAUUCUAGAUCAACCUUAGGUGUGCAAAGUGGUCAUGGAAGAAAUUUGAUUGCUGAUUCACCAAGCCCUUCUGCUACUCCAAGUCAUAAUCCAACAUCACCAACUCCUAGUCCACAAGCUAGGGAUAUACCACUCCCUCCAGAUAUGUUUGUACCAUUUCCACCACCAUCACGUGUACCACGUCCUCGUCCUCAUCCUCCUCAAAAUUUUCGACCUAUAAUAUAUGCUCCUAUUUCUUCACCACCUAGCAAUGAUGCCAAAAAGCAACAUAAAGUUCUCAUAGGUUGCAUUAUAUCAGCAGUUAUAAUAUUGAUAGGCUUGGCUCUCUGCUAUCGUGAGGUCAGAAAAACCAAAGUUGACAAAGAUGACAGGCCUUUGCUUGUAUUAACCUCAAGUGAUUAUUCUGGUGGUUCACAGAAGAUUGUUCGUUUGGGAGAUGAUGACAAGGAAGAAUCUUGCAUUGACAAUGAAAAGAAACUUUCUAAUGUUACAAACUUAUCCACUAAGGAUGGAGAUAACAAUGCUUCACAGGUUGAGACAAAACCAUCAGAAGGUACAGGACAAGUACCAGCCCCUCCUAGUGGAAAACCAGCCCCUUCACCUCCUAGCGGAAAAUCAGCCCCUCCACCUCCUGGACCGCCGCCGCCGCCUGCUGCUCCACGACCACCACCACCUCCAAGAGCUGCUCCUCCACCUGCUCCUCCCAAACCAAUGGGAGGUAGAAAUCAAGGACCACUUCGAGCUAAAGAAGGAAGUUCUAGUCAGAGUGAUGCUACAAAACCAAAACUAAAGCCAUUUUUCUGGGAUAAGGUUUCUGCAACACCUGAUCAAUCAAUGGUGUGGCAUGAAAUCAAUGCAGGGUCAUUUGUAAUCAAUGAGGAAAUGAUGGAGUCUUUGUUUGGAUGCACCAAUCAGAACAGAAAUCAACGCAAGAAGGAUUCAUCUUUAGAUAAUACAGUGCAGUACAUUAAGAUUAUUGACCCUAAGAAAGCACAGAACUUAUCAAUUCUUUUGCGAGCUCUGAAUGUGACAACAGACGAAGUUGUUGAUGCUCUGAUAGAAGGUAAUGAGCUUCCUGCGGAGCUCACCCAGACGUUGUUGAAGAUGGCACCUACGGCAGAAGAGGAACUGAAGCUUAGGUUGUUUACUGGAGAACUGUCGGAACUAGGCCCAGCAGAGAGGUUCCUCAAAGUGUUGGUUGACAUUCCAUUCGCUUUCAAACGUCUUGAAUGUUUGAUGUUCAUGUUUAUCCUUCAAGACGAGUUCUCAAGCAUUAAAGAUUCCUUUGCAACAUUAGAGGUUGCUUGCGAUGAGCUCAGAAAAAGUAGGCUAUUCUUAAAACUACUUGAAGCAGUUCUGAAAACUGGGAACCGCAUGAACGAUGGAACCUAUCGUGGUGGUGCCCAAGCAUUCAGGCUUGACACACUUCUAAAACUUUCAGAUGUAAAAGGAACAGAUGGAAAAAUAACACUCUUACACUUUGUGGUUCAAGAGAUCAUACGCUCUGAGGGUAUAAGAGCUGUUCGAACUGAGAGAGCAAGCAGAAGCAUUUCAAGUGUGGGAACAGAUGAUUCUGAUGAAGGUAGUGAAGAAUCUAUUGAACACUAUCGAAGCCUUGGCCUUCAAGUAGUUUCAGGUUUAAGCGCUGAACUUGAAGAGGUGAAAAAAGCAGCACUUAUAGAUGGUGAUGCACUCACUUCUGCAGUGUCAAAACUAGGUUAUUCAUUUGUAAAGAGUCAAGAGUUUUUGAACACUGACUUGAAAAACAUUGAUGAAGAAAGUGAGUUCCAACGUUGCAUGGAGAAGUUUUUGGAGAAAGCAAAGGAGAAUGUGACAUGGCUGGUGGAGGAAGAGAAGAGAAUAAUGGCUUUGGUUAAGAGUACUGCAGAUUACUUUCAUGGGAAUGCAGGGAAAGAUGAAGGUUUGCGUUUGUUUUCUAUUGUCCGUGAUUUCUUGAUAAUAUUGGAUAAGGUAUGCAAAGAGGUGAAGGACACAACUAUGAAGCCAGUGAAGGCUUCUAACAGUAAGAAAGAGGCUACAUCAGUGCCAUCUUCUCCUGACACACGCCAACAGUCACCACCACCAGCUUCUGACUUACAUAGAAGAUUGUUUCCUGCAAUUGCAGAACGGAGAAUGGAUUACUCUAGCUCUGAUGAUGAUGAUGAUGAUGAUGACGAGUUUUCAACAUAG